Molecule: messenger RNA, 1785 nt
Organism: Rhagoletis zephyria (snowberry fruit fly)
Lineage: Eukaryota; Metazoa; Arthropoda; Insecta; Diptera; Tephritidae
Source: RefSeq, a predicted model, not a curated record
ACAACAUAGUUUCUUAUCAUAGCGAAGUUGCCUUGGAUAAACAACUAACAGCUUUCUGGGAACUAGAAGAUAUACCGAAAAACAAAAAUUUAAACGAAGACGACAAGUAUUGUGAAGAGCUUUAUCGGAAAACGACUGAGAGAAACCCAGAUGGAAAAUAUGCAGGAAUUUCCAGCAAACAUUUGCCUAGACCCCUCUCUUAAAAAAGCAUGCUCUCAGUUCUUCCGGAAUGAGACACGGCUUAGAAAGGAUCCCGUCCUGCAAAAAGAGUAUAAUAGGAUACUAACAGAAUAUGAAUCACUGGGACACAUGUCCAGAAUAAAUGCUAGCAUUUCAGCAGACUCUUCCGAUAACUACUUUCUACCCCAUCACGCUGUGAUAAAGGCGGAAAGCACCUCUACAAAAGUUCGGGUCGUCUUUAAUGCCUCAAGCCAGACGGCUAAUGGUACAAGUUUAAAUGACGUACUUUACCCAGGUCCAGUACUCCAAGCAGAUCUUCCAAUAUUAAUACUCCGCUGGAGAUUAUAUAGGUACGUUUUUAAUAGCGACAUCGAGAAGAUGUACCGCCAAAUUUGGGUGAAUAACAACCAUACCAAAUACCAGCGAAUAGUUUAUCGUACAAACCCGAACGAACCUGUAAGUCUAUAUGAAUUAAAGACUGUCACUUUCGGGAUUAAUAGCGCACCUUACCUCGCGAUAAGGACACUUCUGCAAUUAGCUGACGAUGUAGAGAGUUCUUUCCCAAUAGCAUCUAACACUCUACGAAAGUGCAUGUAUGUGGAUGACGUGUUAGCUGGAGGACAUAGCGUCGACUCUACCAUUAAAGCAAGAGAUGAAAUCUCAGAAGUGUUACGAUCAGCUGGUUUUCCACUACGGAAAUGCACCUCAAAUUGUCAGGAAAUUCUAAAGGACAUCCCAAAAACGGACCUUCUUAGCGAAGACUUCUUAGCAUUCGAAGACACCAGCACGGUUAAGGCUCUGGGCAUAAGAUGGAAUGCCCAUACGGAUUUAUUUUAUUUUAUGGCCAGACCAUUGGAGGAGCACAACACUAUUACGAAAAGGGCGAUACUGUCAGCUAUCGCCAAGCUUUUCGAUCCGCUGGGAUGGCUCGCGCCAAUAGUCAUCGUAGCCAAAAUACUCAUGCAAAGUAUUUGGCUAGAAGGCACAGACUGGGAUGACACUGUGUCUGCUACUAUUUUAGAACGUUGGCAGCAUUUUACAAGACAUUACCACGAAAUAGAUAAUAUCAGAAUAUCUCGAUGGGUAUACUUCUCACCUGGAGACACCAUAGAGAUACAUGGUUUCUGCGACGCAUCAGAAAAAGCAUAUGCGGCUACGGCAUAUAUGCGUGUCAAAAGAGAUGACAAAAUUUUGGUCAAUCUACUUUUGGCAAAAACCAGAGUAGCCCCCGUCAAAACUAUAUCGCUACCACGACUGGAGCUUUGCGGAGCAGUACUGCUCGCAGAAAUCAUAGAAUCUAUAAUCAACAACCUCAACCUAGGACCAGUGAAGACACAUCUAUGGACGGACUCGACCAUCGUACUCGCAUGGAUAUGAAAGCCGUCUUGUUCUUGGUCAACCUUCGUCGCCCACCGAACUACGAAAAUCGUAGAAAAAGUAGGGGAGAAGGACUGGCUACACGUAGACUCGGCCUCAAAUCCAGCCGAUUUGGCUAGCAGAGGACUACCUGCGUCAGAAUUGGUCAACAAUUCUUUGUGGUGGCAGGGACCUUCUUGGCUGCAAGAAGACAACUCCAAGUGGCCCGCUCAAGGAACAGACUAUCAU